Coccinella septempunctata (seven-spotted ladybird) is the source of this 2495-nucleotide messenger RNA. It is a transcript of the gene Mcm5, whose product is annotated as DNA replication licensing factor Mcm5. Gene Ontology annotation, biological process: DNA replication initiation; DNA replication; double-strand break repair via break-induced replication. Gene Ontology annotation, molecular function: ATP binding; DNA replication origin binding; 3'-5' DNA helicase activity. The record is from RefSeq and is a predicted model, not a curated record. NCBI's taxonomy places the organism in Eukaryota, Metazoa, Arthropoda, Insecta, Coleoptera, Coccinellidae. Bases 82 to 2283 code for a protein of 733 amino acids. Gene Ontology annotation, cellular component: nucleus; MCM complex. The transcript has 10 exons.
GAUUUUGUAUUGUAGGUUAUUUUAAACGGAUUUUCACUCAAGUACUUAUAGAAUUGAAUUUUUUUCUAAAAAUUAAUAGGAAUGGAAGGUUUCGACGACCAAGGAAUAUUUUUCAGCGAUAACUUCUCUGUAGACGACAAUCAAAGUAGUAAUGCAGGUGUCGCAAAUCUUCAGAAUACCAAAAAGAAAUUUAAGGAUUUCUUGAGGCAGUUUCACACUGAAAAUUUCAACUACAAAUACAGAGAUACACUAAAGAGAAAUUACAAUCUACGUAAAUAUUACUUAGAGGUGAAUAUAGAAGAUUUGGGAAGUUUCGAUGAAACUCUUGCUGAUAAGUUGACGAAACAACCGUCCGAGUACUUGGCCUUAUUUGAAGAAGCUGCAAGAGAUGUUGCAGACGAACUCACAGCACCCAGACCGAAAGGCGAGGAACAAGUUGAGGAUAUUCAAAUUAUGCUCACGUCAGACGCCAAUCCUUCCAAUUUGAGAGAUUUGAAGUCAGAGGCUGUUUCACACUUGGUGAAAAUACCCGGUAUCAUUGUUAGUGCAUCUGGAAUAAGAGCAAAAGCCAUAAGAAUUACUUUACAAUGUCGCAGUUGCCAUAACAUAUUGCCAAAUUUGGCAGUUAAACCUGGAUUAGAAGGAUAUAUUAUGCCUAGAACAUGUAACACAGAACAAGCUGGUAGGCCAAAAUGCCCACAAGAUCCAUACUUUGUUAUGCCAGAUAAAUGCAAAUGUGUAGAUUUUCAAACGUUGAAAUUACAAGAAUUACCUGAUGGUAUUCCACAAGGUGAGAUUCCAAGACAUGUACCCUUAUAUUGUGACAGAUAUCUAUGCGAUAAAGUUGUACCAGGGAAUAAAGUUAGUGUCCUGGGUAUAUUUUCGAUUAAAAAAGUUACCAAACCUUCAAGGGAUGGAAGAGAUAAAGCGAUAACUGGUGUACGAUCAGCAUACAUGAGAGUGGUUGGAAUCCAACUCAGUAACGACGGUUUGGGAGUAACUUCAUGUGCUACAGUUACAGCAGAAGAAGAAGAUCUCUUCAGAAGAAUGGCUGCUUCUCCUAAUAUUUACGAAAGAUUAGCCAACAGUAUAGCUCCGUCAAUUUUUGGUUGUGCCGAUAUAAAAAAGGCUAUAACUUGUCUUCUUUUCGGAGGUGCCCGUAAAAAGCUUCCUGAUGGUCUGACCAGAAGGGGGGACAUCAACGUAUUGCUACUGGGAGAUCCGGGUACCGCAAAGUCUCAACUAUUGAAAUUUGUCCAGAACGUUUCCCCCAUCGCUGUUUACACAUCGGGAAAAGGAAGUUCCGCUGCUGGUUUGACAGCUUCAGUUAUGAGAGAUCCAUCUACGAGAAAUUUUGUGAUGGAAGGUGGUGCUAUGGUGUUGGCAGAUGGAGGGGUGGUUUGUAUUGAUGAAUUCGAUAAAAUGAGAGAGGACGAUAGAGUUGCCAUCCACGAAGCUAUGGAACAACAAACCAUUUCCAUAGCUAAGGCCGGCAUCACGACAACGUUGAACACCAGAUGUUCAGUUUUAGCGGCUGCCAAUAGUAUAUUCGGUAGAUGGGACGAAACGAAAGGAGAAGAAAACAUCGAUUUCUUGCCUACCAUUUUGUCACGUUUCGACAUGAUAUUCAUUGUCAAAGAUGAACACGACAAAAAUAGAGAUAUGACCUUAGCUCGUCAUAUAAUGAGUGUACAUAUGAAUGCCGGUCAAGAAGCCGAAGAACCGAAGGAGGGAGAAUUGUCUCUAGAACUUAUAAAAAAAUAUAUUUAUUAUUGCAGAACACGUUGCGGACCACGUUUGAAUGCUCAGGCAGCGGAUAAACUAAAGAGACGUUACGUUUUGAUGAGAACAGGUUGUUCUCAAUCUGAAAAAGAUAAUAAGCAAUCUAGCGGUAUUCCAAUAACUGUGAGACAAUUAGAGGCUGUCAUAAGAAUUUCAGAGUCUCUGGCAAAGAUGCAACUUGCUCCGUUUGCCACGGAAACUCAUGUCAACGAGGCAUUGAGAUUGUUUCAGGUAUCUACGCUUGAUGCAGCCAACAGUGGUAACUUAGCAGGUGCAGAAGGUUUCACUACCGAGGAAGAACACGAGAUGUUGUGCCGGAUUGAGAGACAACUGAAGAGGCGGUUUGCUAUCGGUACUCAAGUAUCUCAGCAGAGUAUAAUAAACGAUUUUGUUCAACAGCAGUACCCCGAAAGGUCCAUUACCAAAGUUAUUGUUGCUAUGAUCAGAAGGGGGCAACUGCAACAUAGAAUGCAGAGAAAGAUGCUCUAUAGAAUUGCCUAAAACGAGUUCUUCUUGUUUUAUUUCAUAUUUAUUUUUCUCAUUGUUAGUUUAGGAAAGAAGGAAGAAAAUUGUCAUCCCUUUUGGGGGUUAAUCAACUCCUGGUUUUUAUUUACUUCGAAUUUUUGUAACUUUGAAAUAGGAUAUUUUUAUUGAUAUUUUCCUUAUUUUUAAUUUUUGUGUUGUUCAACACAGAAUAUACAUUGAUUGAGAUA